GGUUUCCCACCUCUGCCAGUAAUGUCAAAAGCAAAUUUAUUUUUUCAUCUCGCCCAGAUUUUGUGAACUGUGAUUUUGUGAUAAGUGCACAAUUUAGGUGAGUGUUUCGCCGGAAAUUUGGGAAAUCGUCCGACGAUUCACCCUGCAAGGUAGUUGAGAAUCCGCCGAGAAACCAACCGCGAAAAAUGUGGAACCAAUGGCAGGCGGCCACCGCCAGCGGGGUGCCGAUGAUGGCUGCUGUGCCGCCGCAGCCGUCCCAGCCGCCACCGCUGCCCGAUGCACCGCCACCGCCGCCGCCGGCCUCCGAUACGAGCGCUGGGGCCGCGGGAGCACCCACCGUUGCCGGCGAUGCGACAUCAGCGGUUGCUGCCGCCAUCGCCGCUCCCCCGGCCACCGUGGCUGCGGCAGCUGCUGUCAACCCUUACAGCAGCGGUUUGGCGGCAGCGGGCGGUGCGGGCAACCCCUACGAGCAAUACACAGCAGCCCAAUAUGCCGCAAUGACGCCGGAACAGCAGUAUGCGCUGCAGCACCACUGGCACCAGUGGCAGACCUACCAGGCGGAAUACGCCAAGUGGCAUGCCCAAUACGGCGAGCAGUACAAGCGGGAAAUGGCAGCUGCUGCGGCCGCCAGUGCCACCUCGCCAACGGCUCAGGUGGCCCAGGUUGCAGCUCCUGUUGCAGCUCCCGUUGUAGCUCCCGUUGCAGCUCCAGUUGUGGUCGCCCCCACGCCUGUGGUGGUUGCUCCCGGUCCGCAGGCAUAUCCACAGCCCCACACCUAUUACCAAACUAUGCCCGCUACCCCGGCACCGGUCGCUCCUGUUGGUGCGCCGCCGAUACCUGGCAAGAUCAUGGCUCAGCCGCAAUUGUAUAGCCAGCCACCGCCGCCGCCCCCACAAAAGGCCGGUUACAAUCAGCAGAAUCCCAAUCAGAUGAAUCCGGGCGCAUGGUCAGGGCCACCACCAAUGGUGCAUCCACCGAUGUCCCAGCAGCCGCCGCCGCAGCAGCAGCAGCAACAGCAACCACCCCCCCAGAAUUGGGGUAAUCAAAUGAAUUACAGUCAGUCAGGACAGCCGCCAGACCAGCCGAUGGGCUUUCCCAAUCUUCAGCAGCCGCCGCCUUCUCUACAGAGACCACCACCUCAACACCAGUACCAGCAGCAACAGCAGCAACAACAAAACUCGAUGGAUAAGCAAUGGGGCAAUAACAGGCCACCAUGGGAAACUGGUCCACCGUCGAAUAACUCGAAUCAAGGGCGCUGGGAUGGCCCACCACCGCAGAAUGAUAUGAAUAACCGCUGGAGCGGACCUCCGCCUCCAGCUGCUAACAACGAUCGGCGCUGGGAUGGACCGCCACCGCACUUAUCCAGCGGCGGGGAUCAGAACCGAUGGAUGGGGGGCAAUCCAAAUGAGAUUCAGAAUCAGAAUCACGACCGCCGUUGGGAGGGACCGCCACCGAAUAUAAAUGAACAGCAGCAGGGCCACAACCAGAAUAAGAACCUUAAUCAGAAUUCUAAUCAAAAUCAGCGUCAGAAUCGCUGGCCGAACAGCAACGAUCAAGAAGAAAUGGAGGAAUCACGCAAACUUCAGAAUGAUUACCAAAACAACAGGAAAAACUGGGGACCCGAUGGCGGUAUCGGAGGAGGAGGAGGAGGAGGAGAUUCAAAGCCUGGAAACCCCAACCAAAAUCCAUUUUUCAAAAAUUCUCAAACCGAUUUUGGUUCAGACUCUUUGCCAUCAAGCGGCAGUAACAAUAAUAAUAAUAACAACAGCGGCAACAAUUUUGGGCCGCGUCCGGGAAACUAUCCAGGCGGCUAUGGAAAUAAUUACAGCCAGGAUCAGAGCGGCUAUGGAGCUGGUAAUCAGGGAAGAGGCGGUAAUCGCGAUAGUUUUGGUGGCCGUGGAGGAGGAGGAGUAGGACCUGGUUCAAUGGAUAAUAACUUUGGCAACAACAACAACAAUAGCUUCCCCAACAAUCGUCGUCCGAGCAACAAUAAUCGUUGGGAGAACAAUAAUCGCAACCAGAAUCAGAAUCAAAAUCAGGGUUAUCCAGAUGAGCGUGGACCAGGAGGUGGUGACGGAGGUCCACCAGGAAAUUACCAUCAGAAUCGUGGUAACUAUAACCAGCGUGGAGGUCCAAAUCAACAGCAAUUCCCGCAAAAUCGCAACCAGCAACCACAGCAAAACGAUCUGGAUGAGGCCAGUUUUGAUCGAUUGUUUGAUCAGUGGGAAAAGCAGUUCGAGGACUGGAAACGCGCCAAUGCCAAUCACCCGGAUCGCGAUGAGUAUCGACGCUACGAGGAGGAAUUCGAAAAGCAGCGUCGUCGCAUUGCCGAGCGCAGGGAGCAGAUGCGACGUCGUCGACUGCAGCAGGGUGGAGCCACAGGAUCGACAUCGGGCGGAUCCGCUUCGGGUACGCCGCAGCAAGAGAGUACAGGAUCAGAUCUAGGACUCGGUGCCGAAGAGCAGAAAUCAAAGGAGGAACAAGGACCGCCGCCGCCGUCCACUUUUGGCUCCGGACGCACGAGCCGUUUUAGCAAUGCAAACAGUGACUUUGAAAGAGUAGGAGGAGGCGGACCACCACCACCUGAUUUCCGAGGUAAUAAGGGGCCACCGGGUAUACCCCUUUUGAAGCCAUUUCAGGCAGAUUCAAAAGAUAAGCCGCCACCAGAUUUCCGAGGACCACAAGAACCACCACCGAAAUCCUUAAACGCAGAGACAGAGUCAAAAGACAAGCCUGCACCGGAAAAGAAUCAAUCCGCUUCUUCGAUUCCAAAUCCUCCGACUCCGGCGACUUCAAAUAUUACUGCCGCCCCGCCAGUGACUUCCCAAGUUCCCGCUCCGCCAGUGGCGCCUACACCCGUAACCACCAAUCUUGGCAAGCGUCGCCAGGCAGGUGGAACCGCUGAUGUUACACCCGCAAAGCAAAUCAAAGAGGUUGUACCGAUAUAUACCAUUUCCCUGGAUGACGAUGACGACGACGACGAUGUUGUCAAUGAAAAACCAUCGACAUCUGACACACCGAUGGGCAGCAUUUUCAAGAAGAGUGACGGCAUCCCAGGCCUCGAUUUGGUGGACGAUGGCGGCAGCAACAAGAACUCAACUUCGUUGUUCAAUAAUGAUGGUGACCAGCCGGCGGCCGGAGCAACCGAAUCCGAAGCGAAAGCCAAUCAGAGCAAUGAGUCCCUUAGCAAGGCCCUCAAAGAUCCAGCAUUUCUCAAUAAUCUUACCCAGGCUGUGGCCAAUGUGCAGCAGCGCGAUCGCCAGGAUGUGGAGAACCAACAGCAGCAGCAGCAGCAGCAGCAGCAAUCAAAGUCGGAGCCUGAUGAGGACGGGCGGCCCCUGUCCUUUGCCGAGUGGCAGCGCAAGAAGAACAACAACGGAAAUGACACUAAAGUGCCGGAUUCGCGCGACUCGAAUAAUAGUCCUAAUAUCAAUGAAAGGAAUGACAGACAGGGAGGCCCAAACCCUGGCUUUGGACCAGGUUCGGGCAAUGCACCAGGCGGAGGACCUGGUCCUGGUCCCCGUUUUGGACCCAACAUGGGACCCAAUCAAUUACCAGGCAACAACUUUGUCGAUUAUGAUGGCCACGGCGGUCCUGGCGGUCCCAAUGGUGGCUUUGGACCUGGUGGUCGCAACUUUGGACCCGGACCGCGUCCUCCCUUCGGCAUGGGACCGGGUGGACCGAACUUUGGACCCAAUGGCCCUGGCCCUGGCCCCGGCCCCGGGCCGGGACCGCACUUUGGCCCGGGACCCAAUUUCCGCCACAACCGACCCAAUUUCGGACCCAACUUUGGGCCGAACUUUGGACCCGGAGGUCCCGGAGGUCCACGCAACUUUGGACCACGAGGACCUGUCGGCGCUCCAUUCGGACCUAGACGCGAUGACUUUGGUGGUCCGCCAUUUGGAGGCGGACCUGGACCCAACUUUGGCCCUGGUCCCAACGGACCCCCUAUGAGGGGAUUCAAUGGAGGAGAUGGCGGCAGCAGCAGUGAUAAUCCGUUCCGGCGACAGAGUGGACCACCGCCACCUAAUUUCAACGACGAGGAUGGUCCGCCAAGGGGACCGAGGAACUUCCCGAACCGCAACAGUUUCGGUGGGAAUCAGGGAUCGAACAACAAUCGAAAGAACUGGAAUGACGGGCUGGAGGAGCAACAGAAACCAUAUCCUGGCGGAAGUGGCGGCCACAUUGAUCCCGUUUACCGUCUGAAGGUCUUUGAUUAUUCAAAUGCAAGCCAAUUGACGUCCGCCAAGGUGAUUGACUAUGGCCACAAGUCGGCAGAUGGCAUAGGUUCUGGUCUCGGUUCCGGUGCAGGUUCCAGCUCCGGUCUCGGUCCUGAACCCGGUUUCGGUCCUGCUCCGGGUCCAAUACAUAACCGUCCAGAUCCUACCCUGGGAAUGCCCGAAUUCCGACCCAUGCAGACCUUUGAAUAUGGCCACGCUCCCAGAAUGGGAAUAACAGGCAUAGGAGGUGAUAAGGGAGCAGGAAUCCAAGGAAUGGGAGGAGGAACGAUGGGAGUAAAGGACGGAGGAGGCGGAGGAGUUGGAGGACGAGGAGGAGGAUUCAAUAGCAAGCGUAAUAAAAGACAGAUGAAGCAGCGAAUUAGGGAAGAACGCUUGAAGUUUCAGCAAAAUCGUCAGCAUGAAUCGAUUUCUAAUGAUGAGAAGACUAAAAAUGAGCAGCGAAUACAGGAAAACGAACAGGAUCAGGAGAAUGACAAACUGCAGCAACAGUACUUAGACGAUGGCAAUGGUCCGCCAUGUGGCGAUGAUGAUCUCGAGGAUAUUUCGGAUGGUGAAGAUAAUCUAACCGCAGCUGAUGGCAACGACGGAGAUGGAGAUGAAGAGUCAGUGCCAUCGCCGCCGUCUAUGAUGAACAAUAAAUGGAAUACAAUGCGAAACUCACCACCGCCGCCGCAAUCACUUUUCCCCUCGGCAGCUACGGCCAAUCAAAAUAUACCCCAGACAUCAGCGGCUCCACACCUAGAGAUGUGCUGUGGACCAACGAAUGAGAAUCGCAACACGAUCUCUGUGGAUGAGGUGCUAUUGCCACCUGGCCGUUUAACCCGUCCGAAACGUAUUUGCAUUAUACUUCGAGGUCCACCAGGAUGCGGUAAAUCGCAUGUGGCGCGCCUGAUCAAGGACAAGGAGAUAGAGAUGGGCGGUGCCAAUCCGCGUAUUCUCAGCAUUGAUGAUUACUUUAUCAUUGAGAAUGAUUACACAGAGAAGUGUCCCAAGACGGGCAAGACGAUUCCCAAAAAGGAGCUGUUGUACGAGUACGAAGACACCAUGGAAGAGACCUACAUGCAAUAUCUAAUUAAAUCUUACAAAAAGACGCUUAGCGAUAAUCUAUACGAUUUCAUAAUUGUUGACUGUAACAAUAACUCACUGAGGACACUCAAUGAGUUCUAUUGUCACGCCAAGGACUCCAACUUUGUGCCCUACAUUGUGGAUCUACACUGCGACCUGGAGACAUGCCUGGGACGAAAUUCGCAUAAGCGCAGUGAGAGUGAGAUUCAAAUCGUGCUGGACAACUGGUGUGAAACGCCGCUGCACUACAUCAAGCUGGAUGUGAGCACGUUGCUGGAGAACGUGGUCGAGAUGGAAGAUGUUGAGAAUAUGGCAACGGACGAUAAUGCCACCGCGGAUGGAGGAACAGGUGCCACAGUCUCUGAUGUUGCCACUGUCGAGGAGACAGAUGAUAGCAACAGUGCCGAUGCCGAUGCCUCUAACGAUUGCGGCUUCCUGAAAAGCAAGUGGGAAUGUGACAACACUGAGGACAAUCUAGCCCGCUUGGAUGGCACCAAGCGUCUCAUGCAGAACCGAAAGCAUGCCAGCAUGGCCGAUUAUCUCCAACUGGAGGAUGAAUGGCAGCCACCCAUAACCACCAGUGACGGCAAGAAGCGGGUGCGUUGGGCGGACAUCGAGGAGAAGCGGUCGCAGGAGAAGAUGCGCGCCAUUGGUUUCGUGGUGGGCCAGACCGAUUGGAAUCGUAUGAUGGACCCAAAUGCGGGUAGUCGAGCCCUGAACAAGACCAAGUACAUUGAGCGCGUCCAAAAGCGUCGCUAAUUAUAGCCACGCAAGCUGGCACGCAACCUGAAUCAAACUGAAACCAUUACCAUUACCAAUAAACCAUUUCCAGUGGGGAUCGAUCCCCACCCUGAA
Molecule: messenger RNA, 6161 nt
Organism: Drosophila serrata
Lineage: Eukaryota; Metazoa; Arthropoda; Insecta; Diptera; Drosophilidae
Gene: ZAP3
Product: protein ZAP3
Biological process (GO): regulation of telomere maintenance
Cellular component (GO): nucleus
Source: RefSeq, a predicted model, not a curated record